Molecule: messenger RNA, 1213 nt
Organism: Manihot esculenta (cassava)
Lineage: Eukaryota; Viridiplantae; Streptophyta; Magnoliopsida; Malpighiales; Euphorbiaceae
Exons: 3
Coding region: 232-990 (252 amino acids)
Cellular component (GO): chloroplast thylakoid membrane
Source: RefSeq, a predicted model, not a curated record
GGUCAUCUACUUCACUGCCACAAAUACACAAAGCUCGUAAUCUCUUUUCUAAACGGUGCUUUCGUUUCUCUUCUGUACCAAUCUAUAUGGUUGGGACAUAGAAAUGGCAAUUUCUCUGAGUUCUGUUGGCUUCAACUCAACGGUAAGAGGAAGAGGUAGGAUAAUGGGGAAGGGUGCUUCAACCACUUGACCUCUUGCUUCAAGCUCUCUAACAAGUCUGAACCAUAAAUUAUGAGGGGAAUGUUGUCACUGCAAGCUUAUAUGCAAUUCAUAUUUGUAGAUUUUUCAGCCAUAUAUCAGCAUGUAUCAAGGUCUCCUGUCAGAGCUUCAUCACCUAAGGCAACCCGACUCAUUUCCUCCUCGGGAAUUAUUAGUUCAAUUUUUCAUAUAAAGAGAAGUGGAAGGAGUAUGUGUAUUUCAGUUGCAGACAGUGAUAAUCUUGCUACAGACACCAGUGAUAAGGGUCCUGAUAGUACUGAAAGUUCGAUCUCUUAUGAUCAGCUUUCAUCGGUCGAUUCCCCUGGAGGAACUAGCCAGCUCCAAACAAGAGUUGAUAAUGAGUCAGGACCUCAAACCUCUGGAGUUUCUAAUGGUUCCACAGUUUCGUCAGAUGUGAAGCAAGAGAGAGGACCUAACUCCCAAUCUACAGCCAAAAGGUCACCUCUAACAGCAAGAGAGAGACUAAGAGCCGCCAGGGUUCUUAGCCGAUAUACGGAAACAAAGGCAUCGAAAUCAGAAAUGGGAAGCAAAAUUCUGGAUGCUCUGAAGGAAAGUGACAAGGGAAAGAAGAGAUCUGGCCUUCCAGAAGCUCCUACAAACUUGUUUGAUGACAGUGACAGAGGAAUGCCAAAGGAGGGCUGGACUUUUGAGUUUCCAGGAGGUUCUGAUCUCUUUGUCAUAGCUUUUUCAUUUGUUUUCAUCAGUACAGUUAUGUUUGCAACAACUUACAUUGUCUGGAAAGUUGGUGCAAUCCAUUUCAAUGAGUACUAAGGUGGAGUUUUAAUGGGAUUUUGCUUGUUUGGAUGAGCUGCCUUCUUGGUUAUCCAGUUAAAGUUCAUACUGUUUGAUGUCAGGUACAUGGGCUACGACUUUAAAGCUAUUUUUAGAAAAGAUGCAUGCAUGUAUGUACAAUUAUUGUCUGGCCCACAUUUAUAUUUAUAUAUAUAAAUAAUAUAAAUGUUUACUGCUGGGCUAAGCCCGUGAAUUCUAAAUA